Messenger RNA from Aspergillus sclerotioniger CBS 115572, 2938 nucleotides. Its product is annotated as phosphatidate phosphatase App1 family protein. Gene Ontology annotation, cellular component: actin cortical patch. The transcript has a single exon. The record is from RefSeq and is a predicted model, not a curated record. Gene Ontology annotation, molecular function: phosphatidate phosphatase activity. Bases 153 to 2576 code for a protein of 807 amino acids. Lineage: Eukaryota; Fungi; Ascomycota; Eurotiomycetes; Eurotiales; Aspergillaceae.
GGUCUGGCAGGAAGGGCGUUCUGGGCUAUCUGGUCGGAAAAGGGAAACGCUUGGGUAGGACUGCUACUGCUGCGAGUGAGAUUGUACAGGGUCGGCUGGUUCAAAGCGGCAGAGCUCUGCGAGCAGGUAGCAAGAAUCCAGGUCCGACGCCAAUGUCACAGUACGACCCUUCAUCUUCGCCAGCAUGGGGCUCUAAUACCGGUCGGGAGCGGGGUGCUCGCCGUAAGAAGGUUUUCGACUACCUGAAAGCUGCUAAUGAGCUGCGUCAAACAUAUACUGCACAAUGGUCGGCGCAGAUCAACGGACAGCGCGACUACGAGAACUAUCAUGAUGCACCUGGGGCUUUUCCAGAUGUGGAGAUUGCGCGAUCCGAGUUCGAGGAGAUGGUCAUAUUUCCAAGCUAUGCGAGGCGGGUGGUCAAGGACGGUCGGUCUGACCCGUACAGUAGCCGCCGUCGAGGGUCGAAUGCAACCAUCGAGGAGUACCGAGACGAGUCCGACGGCUUUGGCUCUGCCAUGCCUGCGUGGGAUGAGCUGGAAGACGAGAAUGCAAUCGUCGCAGUCGAUGUGCGUGGCUGGGUAUACGCACCUCAUCGCGGGCCGAUGACGCGAAAGCAUCGUCUGAUGGUUGCUCUCGCUAGGAAGCUAAGCGGCGUGCCGGCGCCUGUGAAUAACUCGAGCGAUGAGUCCAAUGGAACCAAUCAAAGGAGUGAUAGAGACGAUGAGCUGGUCGAUACGGAGGCACAGUCGAUCAUCCGAAAGGCAGAAGGAGGGGCCGAUUCAGCAUGGAAAGACAGUGCAGAGAUGCCUCCUGGGCGCUCUCUUCAGAGGACAGCAACAUCAGGAUCCACCAACGUACCGCUGACCAAGGAUGAAAUAUCCGUUGCUAAUGCGCACCUUAUGGAGCGACUCCGUCCGUUUCUUACCAACCCAGCAACCAACAUUCCUGUCACCGUGUUCUUUUUCAACGAUGAAAAGAGCCAGUCGAGAAGCGUCAUGACCGACGAAUCCGGCCACUUUCAACUACGAGCCGGCCUGCCAUUUAUUCCGACUCACGUCCGCGUGCUGGCCUCGGAGGAUCUCUCAGCGGUGAAGGAGGUCAGGAUCAUCGAGCCCACUGGGGUCAGCUUGAUCAGUGAUAUCGACGAUACGGUGAAACAUUCCGCCAUUGCUAGCGGGGCCAAGGAGAUGUUUCGCAAUACAUUCGUGCGCGAAUUGAAUGAAUUGACGGUGGACGGUGUCACCGAGUGGUAUAAUAAGUUGGCCAAGAUGGGGGUCGAUCUACACUAUGUCUCCAAUGCCCCAUGGCAACUUUAUCCACUUCUGGAUCGCUACUUCAAGCUUGCUGGACUUCCUCCUGGCUCCUUUCACUUGAAGCAGUACAGCGGUAUGCUUCAGGGUAUAUUCGAGCCUACGGCCGAGAGGAAGAGGGGUUCUCUGGAGCAGAUCCUAAGAGACUUUCCCACCCGCAAGUUCAUUCUUGUGGGUGACAGUGGUGAGGCGGAUCUGGAGGUUUAUACUGACAUCGUUCUGGCGAAUCCCGGGCGGAUUCUCGGUAUCUUUAUUCGUGACGUUACUACGACAGACCGGAAGAAGUUCUUCGAGAAAUCUGUUGACCACUUGGAGCAUGAUCUGACACGGAGCCGUAGCACCUCUCGGCUAGUGGACGAUCCUAAUUCAAUGGACAAACGACCGGCAUUGCCACCUCGUCGGCCUCGUGAGACGGUCGGUCCGCCUGCAGAUACCGUGAGCCUAGACAAUGCCGACUUGAUCGAUCUCCGUGAUGAAGUGGAGCAAAAGAUACCUUUGGCUGAUAUGAGAAAGCCCUCUAUCGGGCGCUUGCCACCUGCGAAGCCCUCCAAACCGUCCUCUUUGCGCUCGGUGUCGACGAAUCCAGAUAUAGGGAGAGGCGAUCAGCCUUCAUUCCAGGAGACAGUCAAACGUAAGCCUGUGCCACCACUGCCGCCACGCCGUUCUUCAAUGAAACCAGAUACCUCGCCCGAAGGACUGAGUUCAAGUUCUAGCGAGAACAAUACAUCUGGGAGCAUGAAGCAAUUGCCUAUACGGCCUAAGCCUGGCAUGCAAGAAGCUAUGUCUACUUCGCAAGAUGUCAAUGAUACGAGGCCUCCGCGCUCGAAGCAACCACCACCACCCCCUCCGCCGCGUAGAGCUAACACGGUGGCCUCGACUGAGGACUUUGUUCCACACCAGGGGACGAACCGUCCAGAGCCCCAGAAACAAUCGUAUCCGGCAUCUGCGGCUACAGCGGCUGGAGCGGCAUUGCAGUAUGCCUCGGAACGUCUGAAUUGGUCAUCAACUCCGUCGAGCGUUCUCAGAUCAACCCAGUCGAACUCGUCGCUGAGUAGAUCGAACACCAGUGUGGAUAGCAAUUCGAAUCCAACGGCAGCUCCGCUACCCAAUAAACGGGAGGAGCUGUGGCGACGGCGCUGGGGACGGGCACAAGAUCUCCUGGAGAACCAAGGCGUGGUGCUUGGUAGCUGGCGCGUGGGCCAAGACGCACAGGAUGUUAGUGCCUGGUUGGUAGAGGAAGCCAUGAAGGAUAUAAGAAGGGGCUAGUUAGAUCUAUGCUUUGUGAUAAUGUAGGCAUAGUAGCCAUGUAUAUAUGAUCAUCACUGUAUUUAUGAAUCUAUACCUCGACGACUGAUGAACCAAUUGUGCUUGGUGCAGCAUGUGUAGCCGGGUGGGGUUGUCCCACGGUCGAAUCAACCAAACAGAGGAGAAAAAGAAAGGAGGGAGUGAUUGCAAUGAACUAAUUGAUGGCGGUGCAAAACCACACACACAAUUCUCUCAUAUUGAUUAAAUGUGGAUGGGAUGGACAUCCGAGAUGAAAGAUACACAAAAAGAUGGUCCCAGAGGGGCUCGAACCCUCGACUUUAACGUUAUUAGCGUUACGCUCUAACCAACUGAGCUAUGGGACC